Capsella rubella is the source of this 3433-nucleotide messenger RNA. Its product is annotated as eukaryotic translation initiation factor 3 subunit A. The record is from RefSeq and is a predicted model, not a curated record. Gene Ontology annotation, biological process: formation of cytoplasmic translation initiation complex; translation reinitiation. Lineage: Eukaryota; Viridiplantae; Streptophyta; Magnoliopsida; Brassicales; Brassicaceae. The transcript is spliced from 14 exons. The coding region runs from base 126 to 3140 and encodes 1004 amino acids. Gene Ontology annotation, cellular component: eukaryotic translation initiation factor 3 complex, eIF3m; eukaryotic translation initiation factor 3 complex, eIF3e; multi-eIF complex. Gene Ontology annotation, molecular function: mRNA binding; translation initiation factor activity.
AGAAACCCUAGAGCUGCUUCCGUUUCGCUUCCUCAUCUCGCUUACCACUCUUAUCACGGCUACAAAGGCGAAUUUGGAGUGUACCUUUCGUGAGAGCUUGUCUUUGGCCUUUGUUUGGCUGAAACAUGUCGCAUUUUGCGAAACCGGAGAAUGCAUUGAAGCGUGCUGAUGAAUUGAUCAAUGUUGGACAGAAACAAGAUGCCCUUCAGGCGCUUCAUGAUCUCAUUACUUCCAAGAGAUACAGAGCAUGGCAGAAACCGCUUGAAAAGAUCAUGUUUAAGUAUCUUGAUCUUUGUGUUGACUUGAAGAGGGGUCGAUUCGCCAAGGAUGGAUUGAUCCAGUAUCGGAUUGUUUGCCAGCAAGUGAAUGUCAGUUCCUUGGAGGAAGUUAUCAAGCAUUUCCUACAUCUUGCUACCGAGAAAGCUGAGCAAGCUCGUUCUCAGGCGGAUGCUCUUGAGGAGGCCCUUGAUGUCGAUGACCUUGAAGCUGAUAGAAAGCCUGAGGAUUUACAGCUGAGUAUUGUCAGUGGGGAGAAGGGAAAAGAUAGAUCUGACCGCGAGUUGGUCACCCCAUGGUUCAAGUUCUUGUGGGAGACAUACAGGACAGUCCUUGAGAUAUUGCGAAACAACUCAAAGUUGGAAGCACUUUAUGCGAUGACAGCACAUAAAGCAUUCCAGUUCUGCAAGCAGUACAAGCGAACAACAGAGUUCCGUAGGCUUUGUGAAAUUAUAAGAAAUCAUUUGGCAAACCUGAACAAGUACAGAGACCAAAGGGACCGACCUGACUUGUCAGCCCCUGAGAGCUUGCAACUGUAUCUGGACACGAGAUUUGAUCAGUUGAAAGUUGCUACUGAGCUUGGACUUUGGCAGGAAGCUUUUCGCUCUGUUGAAGAUAUCUACGGAUUGAUGUGCAUGGUCAAAAAAACGCCCAAAUCAUCUUUAUUGAUGGUUUAUUAUUCCAAAUUGACUGAAAUCUUCUGGAUUUCUUCUAGCCAUCUUUAUCAUGCUUAUGCAUGGUUUAAGCUGUUUAGUCUGCAGAAAAAUUUCAAUAAGAAUUUAAGCCAAAAGGAUUUGCAGCUAAUAGCAUCAUCUGUUGUCUUGGCGGCUUUGUCUGUUCCACCAUUUGAUCGGGCUCAGAGUGCAUCCCAUAUGGAACUCGAAAAUGAGAAAGAACGUAAUUUGAGGAUGGCCAACCUCAUUGGAUUUAACCUUGAACCUAAAUUUGAGGGCAGAGAUAUGCUAUCCAGGUCAGCUCUUCUGUCAGAGCUGGUUUCAAGAGGUGUUCUGAGCUGUGCAUCUCAGGAGGUGAAAGAUCUUUUUCAUGUUUUGGAGCAUGAAUUUCAUCCACUUGAUCUUGGCUCCAAGAUUCAGCCUUUGCUGGAAAAGAUUUCCAAAUCUGGUGGGAAACUGUCCUCAGCUCCUUCUUUACCCGAAGUGCAACUUUUCCAAUAUGUUCCUUCUCUGGAGAAGCUUUCUACUCUGAGGCUACUUCAACAGGUUUCUAAGAUCUAUCAGACAAUAAGAAUUGAGAGUUUAUCUCAGUUGGUACCCUUCUUUGAAUUCUCAGUGGUAGAGAAGAUAUCUGUUGAUGCUGUGAAGAACAAUUUUGUUGCCAUGAAAGUUGAUCACAUGAAGGGUGUUGUAAUUUUUGGAAAUUUGGGUAUUGAGUCUGAUGGACUGAGGGAUCAUCUGGCUGUCUUUGCUGAGUCUUUGAGCAAAGUAAGAGCCAUGCUGUAUCCUGUCCCAAGUAAAGCAUCAAAAUUAGGUGGCAUACUUCCAAAUUUAGCAGACACUGUUGAGAAAGAACACAAAAGAUUACUUGCUCGGAAAUCAAUCAUUGAAAAGAGGAAGGAGGAUCAAGAACGUCAGCAACUAGAAAUGGAACGUGAAGAGGAGCAGAAACGGCUUAAGCUUCAGAAGCUAACUGAGGAGGCAGAACAAAAGAGACUUGCAGCAGAGCUUGCAGAGAGAAGGAAACAAAGAAUCCUUAGGGAGAUAGAGGAGAAGGAGCUUGAAGAAGCUCAGGCUUUGCUUGAGGACACAGAGAAGCGCAUGAAAAAGGGAAAGAAGAAGCCACUUUUAGAUGGAGAGAAGGUGACAAAGCAAACUGUGAUGGAGAGGGCCUUAACUGAGCAGCUCAAGGAAAGGCAAGAGAUGGAGAAGAAACUCCAAAAACUUGCCAAAACAAUGGAUUAUUUGGAAAGAGCAAAGAGAGAAGAGGCUGCUCCAUUGAUUGAAGCUUCAUAUCAGCGAAGACUGGUAGAGGAAAGAGAAUUUUACGAGCGCGAGCAACAGCGUGAAGUUGAACUCAGUAAAGAGCGUCAUGAGAGUGACUUAAAGGAGAAAAACAGGUUAUCCAGAAUGUUGGAUAAUAAGGAAAUAUUCCAAGCACAAGUGAUAAGUCAUCGACAAGCAGAGUUUGACAGAAUAAGGACUGAGAGAGAGGAGCGCAUCAGUCAAAUAAUUCGAGCCAGGAAGCAAGAAAGGGAUAUUAAGAGGAAGCAGAUAUAUUAUUUGAAAAUUGAAGAAGAAAGAAUUACAAAGCUGCAGGAAGAAGAGGAAGCUCGCAAGCAGGAAGAAGCGGAGAGGCUCAAAAAGGAAGCAGCUGAACGCAAAGCGAAGUUGGAUGAAAUUGCCGAGAAGCAAAAGCAAAGAGAGAGAGAGGUGGAGGAAAAAGCUAGGCUGGGGCGAGAAUCCCUGUUGAAUGCACCUCCUGCUCGCCUUCAAGAGCCUACUGCUGCCCCUGCUGGAACUGCCGCUCCUGCUGGAACUGCCGCUCCUGCUGCUACAGCGCCAGCAUCAGGGUCAGGUCCAUCCAAAUAUGUUCCUAAGUGGAAGCGCCAGACUACUGAAGUCUCAGGCCCAGCAGCAGCAACACCAUCAGAAACUGACCGCUUGUCCAACCGUGGACCACCUGCGGGAGAUGACCACUGGGGAAGCAGUAGAGGUGGACCGCCACAGAAUCCUGAUCGGUGGACUAGUGGCAGGGAUAGAGCUGGACCUCCAGCUGAAGGAGGAGACCGUUGGGGUUCUGGUCCUAGAGGCAGUGACCGCCCAAGUGGUGGUGGUGAUGCUUGGCGCAGCAGUGAUGAACGCCGGUCAACAUUUGGAAGCUCCAGGCCUAGGCCAACACAGCGUUGAGUAAUAAUAUUUUUUUGGUCUCAUGGAAUGAAUGAAAGGUUUAUCUCUGGAUUUCAAACACCACAGCACUCUUCUUUAGCCCAAACCUGUCUUCCUUCUUUUGAAGAUUGCUCAUCUUUUAUAUGUUUUAUGAAAGAUUUUAAAACAUGUUAGACUUGUUUUUGCUCUACACACCCAAGAGAGAGAGUUGUUCUGUCUUCUUUGUUUGUAGCACUCUUCAUUUGCAGUUUCUGCUGUAAAAACCUUUGACAUCAGUCAGCUUCUUUUCAUGCAAUUAUUGUCAUUGUCUAUUA